Molecule: messenger RNA, 1081 nt
Organism: Drosophila ananassae
Lineage: Eukaryota; Metazoa; Arthropoda; Insecta; Diptera; Drosophilidae
Product: achaete-scute complex protein T5
Exons: 1
Coding region: 123-770 (215 amino acids)
Biological process (GO): positive regulation of transcription by RNA polymerase II
Cellular component (GO): RNA polymerase II transcription regulator complex
Molecular function (GO): DNA-binding transcription factor activity, RNA polymerase II-specific; RNA polymerase II transcription regulatory region sequence-specific DNA binding; protein dimerization activity
Source: RefSeq, a predicted model, not a curated record
CCUAUAAAUAGCCCGAACGGCACGGGGAAGGGCAUCAGAACGGAGCCAGCGCUCGUGAAGAAAUCAUCUCUAGAAUUUCUCCACAACUUCAAAAUCAAAUCUAAUUCUUACAAAUCGUAACCAUGGCUCUGGGAAGCGAGAAUCAAACGUCUCUGUUCUACAACGAUAACUCCUUGUCGCCGGCGAGUGGUGGCGCCUCCGUUGUCCGGCGGAAUGCCCGGGAACGCAACCGCGUCAAGCAGGUCAACAACGGCUUCAGCCAGCUCCGGCAGCACAUACCCGUGGCCGUAAUUGCCGACCUGAGCAACGGUCGUCGGGGCAUCGGUCCCGGUGCCAAUAAAAAACUCAGCAAAGUCAGCACUCUGAAAAUGGCAGUCGAAUAUAUCCGGCGACUCCAGAAAAUGAUCGACGAGAACGACCAGCAGCAGCAACAUCAACAGCAACAGCAACAUCAGCAAUUGCAACAGCAACACAUGCACUUCCAGCAGCAGCAGCAGCAACAGCAACAGCAACACCAGCAGCAACACUUCUACAACUGGCAGCAACAACUGCAGCUCAGUUCACCCACUGGCAGUGUCAGUUCUUGCAACAGCAGCAACAGCUCGUACUACACUCCUUCUGCAACAUCCGCCACAUCUGCAACAUCGCCCGUUGCAGUUGCCACCAAAUUGGAAAACAGCUACGAAGAUUACCGCAACAAUUCCUGCAGUUCCGGCGCCGAGGACGACGACAUCCUCGACUACAUCUCCCUCUGGCAGGACGAUCUGUGAGCAAGUCCCAAAGGACUCACCAUCCUUUGCUAGUCGCAUUCCACACAAACACACUACAAACCAUUGAUUGGCCAACAAGAAGUAUUACCUCAGCCGCAAAGUAUUUAUUAUCCAAAACACCUAACAACAUACAACUUUUUUUUUAACCUGUACAAAGUAUUAUGUAGGAGAGCGCUGUAUGUGCCUGGUUUUUAUAUAGUUUAUAAGAAGCUUAGCCCUAAUCUAGUUCAUAAUGGAAGACAAUGUAGUUUUAAGAUUUAUUUUUUUUACAAACAACAUGGAGGACAUUAAACUGAUAAUUAUAAAAGAAA